AUGCCUCCACUUAAUAAGUCUAUGUUUUAUAAUAGGAAACAAGUACCAACUGUAAUUUUACAAGGUAUAGUUGACGCUGAACAGAAAUUCAUCAACAUUUUUUGUGGAUUGCCUGGUUCAUUACACGAUGCACGAGUUUUAAGGCGGAGUGUUAUAGGAAACCGACUAUUAAAUAACCCCUGGGAAAUACUAACCCGAGAAUCAUUUAUCUUAGGAGACAGUGCUUAUCCAUUAACCGAAGCGAUUAUGACACCUUAUAAAAAUAAUGGUUACUUAACUCCGGCACAAAUAUUUUUCAACCAAACUCUCAGUAGUUCUAGAGUAGUUGUUGAACAAAGCUUUGGUAAACUAAUUGGCAGGUUUCGAAAAUUAAGAUUAUUAGAUGUAUACCAUAAAAGUUAUUGUGGUUUGAUAAUAACAGCUGCCUGUGUUCUUCACAAUAUCUGCAUGUCUCAGGGUGAUGACAUUGAAGUUGAAGAAUAUGAACAGUAUAUUCCACCUGCAGUACCUGAUACAGGAAAUGGAAUAAAUAAACGAGAUGAAUUAUGUGCAUUAAAUUAUGAACACUAA
Molecule: messenger RNA, 570 nt
Organism: Diuraphis noxia (Russian wheat aphid)
Lineage: Eukaryota; Metazoa; Arthropoda; Insecta; Hemiptera; Aphididae
Molecular function (GO): protein dimerization activity
Source: RefSeq, a predicted model, not a curated record